Rotaria socialis is the source of this 1230-nucleotide messenger RNA. Lineage: Eukaryota; Metazoa; Rotifera; Eurotatoria; Philodinida; Philodinidae. The record is from the annotation of a GenBank genome assembly.
AUGUCUGUAUCACGAUCAUCGACACGGCAAGUACACACUAUUUUGGGUGGUGAAAUUCGAUAUGAAACAGUUGAACUUGUUUUAUCAGCAAUACCUAAUUUUGAAUUGAAACAAAAAGGACGUAUUCUUCAUUUGUUUGCAGAGAUUUACAAUGCCUUCGUACAAGAAAUUCAAGAAGCGCUUGAUGAACAUCAAAAUAAUCUCGAUAGUUCUCUUGGUCGUACUCAAACAAAUGCAUCAUUGGUAGAACCGUUUGCAUUUGAAUCACAAAUUGAUACUGAUACAUAUACAGUUGAUCGAUCUUCAAAAUCAACAGAUGAAUUCUUAAAACCAUCAAUAGAAUCAGAUAAUAUAUCAAAUGAAACAGCAGUUUCAUCAUUAGCUGCAUCCAAUGAACAAGAAAAUGAAAUAAAACAAUCUGAAAUGGAUCUUUCUCAUCAACAAGAAUCAAGUUGGACAUCAGUAAAAGAUUUGAUUCAUGUGAAAAGAGAAGCUAUAACACCACCGAAAACAAAACGACCUUAUUCAAAAACUUCAUCAAAGUCAAAACAAAAAAAGUUAUCUUCAAUAUCAUCUAUGCGUCAAAUGACAUUAACACAACUGUUUGAUCCCAUGGAUUCAUCUAGAUCAACCACCUCGUCAACUCCUAUGAAACAAGAACCAGAAACACCAGGCAAUGAUACAACUAUGUUUAUGCCCGAGUCACUUAUUGGCUUAGCUCAGCCAUCUGAAUCAAUGUUUGAUAAUGAAAAUGAACAAAAUAACAUAUCCGAUUUAUUGGCACCUAUGAAAGAAAAUAUAACAUUCACUGUACAAUCAUUUAAACGUAAAUGUAUUUCUUCACCAGUUAUAAAUGAUCCUAUUUCUGAACAAAUAACAACGGAUGAAGACGAAAAUAUUCAAAAUGAAGCUCUUAUUGAAUCUCCUUAUACUGGAAUUGAAAGUGCAGAAUUACUAUAUGCUUGUCCAAUGUGCCGUAAUUAUUGGCUUGGUUUACCUGAAGACCUUCGUCAUAAACAAGGUUUAAAAUGUCGUCAUCGACAGCGACCAGUGACUCAUACACCAGAACAUUUUUGGUCAUUAGGUAUUCCAAAUACACAAACCUGUAUUCAACGCGGCUAUGGUGGUGUUCUUCCACCAGACAAACCAAUUGAAAGACCCAGAAGACCAAGACGACAGUAUCAAAAAAGAUUACAAGAACAGCAACAAAACGAUGAUGAAGAAGAAUAG